Molecule: messenger RNA, 525 nt
Organism: Abrus precatorius (Indian licorice)
Lineage: Eukaryota; Viridiplantae; Streptophyta; Magnoliopsida; Fabales; Fabaceae
Product: organelle RRM domain-containing protein 6, chloroplastic-like
Exons: 4
Coding region: 75-332 (85 amino acids)
Biological process (GO): positive regulation of mRNA splicing, via spliceosome
Cellular component (GO): spliceosomal complex
Molecular function (GO): RNA binding
Source: RefSeq, a predicted model, not a curated record
AUUUAAAUGCUACUCUAUAAAAGAGUGAAGUGCACGCGAAGGAAUAGUAAGAUCGAUCGGAGCAAACUCAAAGAAUGGGGGCAAGGCUGUUCGUGAGCAGAUUAUCCUUUUUCACUACAAGGGAGCAUCUCAGGACGCUGUUCGCUCCAUUCGGACACGUUAAGGAAGCUUUUCUAGUGUUUGACCAUAAAACCGGAAGGCCCAAAGGGUUUGGGUUUGUCUCCUACGACUCCCAAAUUGAAGCGGAAAAGGCUAUCAAAGCCAUGAAUGGCAGGGUUGUUGAUGGAAGGAUUAUUUUCGUGGAACAUUGUACUUCAGCAAUCCUUAAAUGAUCCGGAGAAGAUGAUGCCUUCUAUUCGGUUGUUACUUUCGCCCAUGAACAUUAAUUAGGCGAAUAAAAUAUUGUAUCAGAUGUACUCGACGAGCUAGGCAUGGCUCACCUAUCUGAUAUGUGUCUUCAAUCUACCAAUUGCGGACAGUAUAUUUCGGGACUGUUUCAGUUUCCAAUUUUGAGACAUUGUGAUG